Molecule: messenger RNA, 1710 nt
Organism: Setaria italica (foxtail millet)
Lineage: Eukaryota; Viridiplantae; Streptophyta; Magnoliopsida; Poales; Poaceae
Exons: 3
Coding region: 1-1710 (569 amino acids)
Source: RefSeq, a predicted model, not a curated record
AUGCAGCCUGGGAUUUUUAAUCCUAUACUAUACGGCAACUGUCUAUUCCAGCAGUUUGCCGUCGACACCUACGUUAAGAUUGAAAGCUCGCGUCUAGACUACAUCCGCAACAAUCAGGACAUUCUUAGGGCUGACCUGUACCAAGGUUUGGUUGACAGCUGGCGUAUGGGGGUGGAAGACGCUGAUGAGGUUGGUAAGCGUACUGUGCUGUCGCCAACUUUCAUCGGAGGGCCCCGCAAUAUUAGGCGUCGGUACAUGGAUGCGAUGGCUUUGAGUCCACAGGACCGUCCAGAUCUUGUAACUCGAGUGUUCAGGGCAAAGUUAGAGGAGCUCAAGAAGAUGUUGAUGGAAAAAGAUAUACUUGGAAAGAGGAAGUACAAGAUCACGUGUCCAGAACAGUAUGACUUGCUUAUCUCUGCUGAGCUACCAAACAAGAAGAAGUACCCUGACCUCUACAGGAUGGUGACGAAGCAUAUGAUGCAUGGCCCAUGCAGGACGCUAAAUCCAUUAUGUCCAUGCACAAGGGGACGUACUUCAUGCAAGAACCGUUACCCGCGGCCAUUCUGCGAUUCAACGUCGCAAGGUAAGGAUUCGUACCCCAUCUAUUGGCGACGCGAUGAUGGUCGUAAGGAAAUAAUUAGAGGUCACAUCCUGGACAAUCAGUGGGUCGUCCCAUACAACCCAUGCCUGCUACGUACUUUCAAUUGCCACAUCAAUGUUGAGGCAUGUAGUAGCAUUAAGUCCGUGAAAUACCUAUUCAAAUACAUAUACAAGGGCCAUGACAGAGCGUCUGUGGCUAUUAGGGAGGCUGGAAAAAAAGAUGACAAGGGGAACGUUGAUGAGAUCACGCAGUACAGAGAGGCUCGGUGGGUGACACCUCCAAAAGCGAUGUGGAGGAUAUACGGCUUUGACUUGAGCAAGAACCAUCCACCAGUGCAGCAGCUGCAGCUUCAUCUUCCCGACAUGCAUAUGGUUACAUAUCAUAAACGGGACAAGAUCGAACGGGUUGUCAAGCGUCCAGGUGCUGACGAGUCAAUGCUGACAGCGUACUUUGACUACAACAGGCUUCAUGAGGAAGGUCGAGGAAUCUUGUACCGUGACUUUCCGGAACAUUAUACUUGGGAGUCUAAUGGUAAAUUUUGGAAACCAAGGAAAAACGCCGUAUACCAGGUCGGGAGAGUCGUAUCGGCUCAUCCGGCUGAGGGGGAAUGCUACUUUCUUCGGGUUCUCCUAAACCAUGUUGCUGGGGCUACUUCAUACAAGGACCUAAGGACUGUUGAUGAUGUGCUCCUGCCCUCGUUCCGUGAAGCUGCGGAGAGGCGAGGCCUAAUCGAAGAAGAUAAUACACUUGAUGAGUGUCUUACUGAAAAUAGUUUGUUCCAUAUGCCAUCCUCGUUGCGUAGGUUAUUCGCGGCAAUAUUGGUAUUCUGCGAGCCGAAUGAUGUGUUUGGGUUGUGGACAAAACACUUUGACGCAAUGUCAGAAGACUACAGGCGCAACAAUGCAAACCCGAUUCUGGUGGAACAGAUGGUUUUGAUUGACAUUAGGAACAUGUUGCAAUCUAUGGGGAAGGAAAUAAGGUCGUUCCCUCUCCCAGGAAUUGACGACGCAUAUGACGAUGCUAGCAGUAUCCCUCGUGAGAUAUUUGAGGAGGCAAGCAUUGAUCAGCAUCAGGAAGAUGUGGGACUAUCUGAUUCCCUAAAUGAUUAG